This is a messenger RNA of Salvia hispanica, 1024 nucleotides long. RefSeq names its product histidine-containing phosphotransfer protein 4-like. Lineage: Eukaryota; Viridiplantae; Streptophyta; Magnoliopsida; Lamiales; Lamiaceae. The record is from RefSeq and is a predicted model, not a curated record. Gene Ontology annotation, biological process: cytokinin-activated signaling pathway; phosphorelay signal transduction system; phosphorylation. Gene Ontology annotation, cellular component: nucleus; cytoplasm. Gene Ontology annotation, molecular function: protein histidine kinase binding; histidine phosphotransfer kinase activity.
GUAAUUUAUUCAUCGCAAUGCAGAAAUUAUCAAAUCAAAGCUCUGAAUUUCAAUCACCAACAGUCCAACACCAAACGCUUUAUCGUUUCGUAACAGCAGCCGAUUUCUCUCUGUACUUGUAAAUGUGAUCGAGUAUCAUCAUUCCCGUAGAAUCUGCAUCGUUUUAGGUUUUCAUGGUACGAUUUUCGCGUAGGAACUGGUAUUUUCUAGAAGAAGACUACGAUCGGCCGUCUGAAUGCCGUGGCUUGAACGAGACUGCUCAUGGCCUCAUUAUUCCUGGAACAUUUAUGAACUGUGUUCUCACUUUGCACCUUAUGGUGGAAUUACUGCAAUGGCGAUAAGGAUUGAGGCUGCUUAUCCAAGGGUAAAUUCACUCUCUCUUUCUAAUCAUUGGGGCAAUCAACUGCAAUGCCAAGCCUCCUACUUGAGAAAUGCUCUAUUCAAUCAGGGAUAUCUUGAUGAGCAGUUCCUUCAAUUGGAAGAAUUGCAAGAUGAAGCUAACCCUAACUUUGUAGAAGAAGUGGUCAAGCUAUUUUACACAGACUCAGCCCGCCUUAUUCGAAACAUAGAACUGACACUAGAAAAUACUCCCUGGGACUUCGAAAAACUGGAUAAUAUUAUGCAUCAAUACCAGGGCAGCAGCUCUAGCAUUGGAGCUAAAAAAGUCAAGAAGGAAUGCACACAAUUUCAAGAAUACUGCAAAGUAGAGAAUAUUGAUGGGUGCGUGAGAACAUUCAAAGAGGUAAAACAAGAGCAUGCAACCCUCAAGAGGAAGCUUGAGAACUAUUUUCAGCUUGCAAGAGAAGCUCGUUAACUCGCCUACGUCAAAGCCACAAUGCGGAGGAAUGAUGGUGAUGCCAAAUAAGUGAACGUUACUAGUAGAAUGAAAAACUGUUGACUAUAUAUGUAAAUGUUUGUACUUUCUUAGAAUGAAAUAACUUUUCACUGAAUAAGUAAAAUGUUACUAUCAGUAGAAUGGAAAUAACUUUUGACCAGGUGAAUACGGAUGAUCAGUUUCCGUACA